Messenger RNA from Opisthorchis viverrini, 264 nucleotides. RefSeq lists its product as hypothetical. The coding region runs from base 1 to 264 and encodes 87 amino acids. The record is from RefSeq and is a predicted model, not a curated record. NCBI's taxonomy places the organism in Eukaryota, Metazoa, Platyhelminthes, Trematoda, Opisthorchiida, Opisthorchiidae. The transcript has 2 exons.
AUGCUAAACAUGGUAAAGGGUACUGGAUACAAAGUUGUUGACGAACACAUACUUGGAAUGAACAUAACCCCGGUUUUCGAUCGCACUUGUGCAGGCUUAGAAAGCGGAAGCGAUGAUGAUGUUGAUAAUGAUGGUGAUGAUGAUGAUGAUGAAGAGGAAGAGGAGGAGGAGAAGGAUGGUGAUGAUGAUGAUGAGGAUGAUGAUGAUGACGAUGAUGAUGACGAUGAUGAUGAUGCUGAUGAUGAUGAUGAUGAUGAUGAUUAA